CUUCUCGAUAGUCUUGCGACGCAGUGAUUAUGAGCGAGAGCGGCGGUGGCGGUGGCAGACCGGCAGGGCCGUCGCAGGGGGCGGUUCCUCUCAAGCAACCGCCUCGGGAAAUUCCGGCGUUUCUCCGGCCGCUUCGAUUCAUGGGCGUGCCAAAGGCGGUCCUGACAUGGCAGCCUAAGAUGCCGUCUCGAAACACAAGCAUCUUCCUCGGCGUCACCAUCACUCUCGCCUCGCUCUACAUAUACGAUCGAAGAGAGUGCGAGAGGAUCCGGCAGGAGUACAAGGACAAGGUCAAGCAUCUGGCAGACGAGCCGCUCCUUCCGCGAGAGUACCCGCGCAAGGUCCUUGUCUACACUGCAAGGAGCCCCGGCGACGACGACUACGAAAAGAGCUUGCUCUUCUUCAAGAAAUACGUCAAGCCAAUCUUGGUGGCUGCCGCCAUUGACUGGGAGGUGGUGAAUGGAACGAGACACGGCGGCCUGGCAAGGGAGCUGAGGGAGCGCAUCUUUGCGCGAAGGCGCCAGCUUCUCGGUCUGGAGCCCUGGGCCACGCCGCCGGCGACUCAAUCCUCGGAUCAGCCCGACCUGACGCUAACGGGCGCCUUGCCCUUUGCCCUAACGCCUCAAGAGCAGCUUGAACGAGAGCUCAACGGAGGCAUCGUCCUUGUCGGCAGACCAGCUUACAAGGAGUGGACGUGGGGCCUAAAGCAAGGGUGGACGACGAGGUUGCCGCCGUCCCGUCAGGAUCUCGAUGAGCCGCUGGCGCGCGAGCUGUCAAACGAUGACAAGUUUGACGAGGAAGAAGUCGAGGACAAGACUGCCUUUGUCGGCGAGGUCAGCAGUGGGGAUGAAGGGGCUGAAGCAGACGGCGCCGGCGCUCCCUUGCCGAGCAGGAUGGCCAGCAUCAACCCGCGUAAUUUCAAUCCUGCCUUUGCUUCACCGCAAAAUUUUACCAACAACAGGAACAAUAGAGCGGCGGGGACGAACCAAGAUGAGCAGCAGCAGCAGGGCCCAGCCGUGAACGAGAGGCUCCUAGACCCUCCCAGCGCAAUUCCUGCGCAACCACCGCUCUGCUUUGUCGACUAUGUCAACCUCGUCGGGUUCUCCAAGAUGCCACGGCGAAUCGUGGGCUUCUUCAACCAGCGUCAUCGAGUGCUUCUCGGUGCCGAAGCUGGGCUGCAAGUCGCGCUGGGCGACAAGUCGACAGCGCGUCCCUUUGAUGCACCUCCUGAGCUGGAGAUCCGGAGCGAGUCUCCGCAGGGCGGUGACCUCGACUGGGGCCUCGAUUCGGAACGCUUCUAUCCUAGCUCGUUUGCCAAGACGUUGUCAGAGGUCGAAAAGGCUAGGUCCUCAUGGUACGAGGCGCUGCCGCGGCGGCUCCGGGAUACACGUACCCUGGUGCGAGGCGAGAGAGAGCCGACGGCCACGGAGAAGAACGAUCCACCCAAGACGGAGGGCGAGCUGCGAGAGGAGCGCUUCGCCAAGGAGCGGGAAUGGAGGAACCUCGCCAAUGGCUUUGACAUUCUCCGGCCAGAGAAUGGCAUCCAGUGGGACGAGCGCUUCAGGGACUGCCUGAGGGUCUUUUCGGCGUCCAACGCACCAUCUCUGUCAUCGUCAUCAGAGGAGCUGAAGGAGUAGAUAAUUGUACCUGUGCCAUAUCGCAACCUUUAAAUGCAACCAACUAGCUAGUCCCCGC
Molecule: messenger RNA, 1695 nt
Organism: Acaromyces ingoldii
Lineage: Eukaryota; Fungi; Basidiomycota; Exobasidiomycetes; Exobasidiales; Cryptobasidiaceae
Exons: 2
Coding region: 30-1637 (535 amino acids)
Source: RefSeq, a predicted model, not a curated record